ACUGGAAAAGGAAGAAAUAUGAAGUUUUCACUAUGAGCACGAGACUUUGUAAAGCAAAUCGUUUAUUAUCUCAAAAUGGCAAUAAAUAAAAGUACUUAUUUUUCAAUAUCAGCAUAAGACUUAUAGUAUAAUUCAAAUAGUUUAUGACCUAAAAUAGAAAUAAAAAAAUGUAUUAUAUUCGCAAAUAUGAGCCUGAAACUCACGUUGUAAAAUGAAUCAUUCGUGAUCUACAAUAGAAAUAAAUGAUAUAUUAGUUUUUCCAUGUUGAACAUCAUACUGAUAUGGUAAAUCGAGUGAUAUAUAAUCUGAAAGAGAAAUAAAAGAAAGCAUUAGUUUUUCAAUAUGAACAUGAGAAGUACUUCUGAAAUCAAAUUGUAUAUAAUUUGAAACAGAAAGGAAGUAUUAGUUUUUCAGGAUGAAUAUGGUACUAACCUUGUGGACCAAAUCAUUCAACAUCUAAGAUAGAAAGAGAAGAAAAUAUUCGUUUUUCAAUAAGAAAAUGCGACUUAUUAGAAUCAUUGACGAUGGUAAAAAAAAUUAAAGAAAACAUCGGUUUUUGGGACUCGACACAGGUCACAUGUUGAAAUUUUUAAAGUAUCCGAUCAUUUGAUAUUAAAAGAUUCAGUCAAGUUGAUCCUUCCUUCUUUGCCUACGUGAAUUCAUUAGUAAAAUUCACGUAAAAUAACCAUUCGAAAUAUUCUAGAUCUACUAGGAUUGAGAUACGUGUUAAUAUUUAAAAAUAACAUCAAAACAUCUAGCAGUCGAGAUGUUCGGACGGUUUAUACAAUAGCAUUACGAAAACUACGCCCACAGUACAAUUGAGCGAUCAAAAGCUAGCUGAAUUUUAAUACACAAAAAGUAAAAGGACAUGGUAUUCAUGAUCAGUAUUUUUAUUGUAUACAAUGAAAAUCUGAACCGUAGUAUUCAGCUCCUUUGGGAAUAAGUAAAGCAUGUUCUAGAAUCUUCAGUAAAAUAUAUUGUACGCGAGAAAUUAUGAUGAGGGCACAGUAAGAUAAAAAAAUCGUAAAUAUACCUGAUUUUGAGUUUAUUUCUCGUAAAUAUAGGUUUAUAGCAAACCACAUAAGAUAAGCAUUGUUUACCUUAAUGGUUAGCGAUAUCUCAACCAAUUGAAAUUUGAUCUCGACACAUUUAAUUCCAGUUCACGUGAAAAGCACUUGAGCAUAAGCGUCAUCGUGCUAAAUCUUCACGUUAAAGGUUUAUAUCUUUGAUUAGUAUUCGAUUACAGAAUAAAAGUCGGGAAAACUGAAAAUACAAGGACAUUUCUAGAAAUAUGAUUCAUCAGUUUUUCUCAGAACGAUAUAUACGCACUGCUAAGAUACCACGUAAAUGACAAUAAUCUAUACAUAUGUAUGCUCUACUUGAAGCUUUUCAUUCGAUUUGAGAACCUUCAGUCGUAUGAUUCUGUUACGAAUAAACGAGUUAUAAUGGGAAUCUAGUCCAGAAGCUUCUGCUGCUCUCACUCUUUAUAAAUUUUAAAAACUAAAAAGGCUAUCAUAAAUCAUUAUUUCGAUGUCACUUAUCAAAAUUAAACAACAAUAAAAUAUAAUUUUGAUGCUAAUAGUAUUUAUUGUUUGCUCGCGAACUUUUAACAUUAUAUUUUUCCCAUAUAUAUUCAAAACUCAGACCGAAGGAUGUAAAUAUAAAAUAACACUACUGUGCUGAUAUAUGCAUCACGGCUCACAGCUCUUCCUCUUUCCUCUUUCUCCCUGUUAUUCUCUGUAUCGUAUCUCUCUCUCUUUGUUCCUGUUUCAUAGAUAAGCGUGUGCUGAUUGUGCUAUAGACACGUUCUGGAGAUGUAAAGUAGCUAAUAAACAUCAUUAUCGAGGGUAGCGGUAAGCUACUCCUCCAGUUUGUCAUAACAUCUCUCUUGUCAUUGAUCGUUACAAAUACUCCAGGAAUACGAAUGGGUUUCAGAUUUUGGAAAAAACUGAUAUACAGAAAAGAUAAUCCAUAAUUAAAUACAUUGUACUAAACAAGUGAGUAGACUUCAGUUAACUAUGAAUCUCUAACAUAUUGUACGAAUGAAAUCUAUUGCUAUUCGGCACUGAUGAGAAGUUAUCAGGAAUUCUCUUUUGUAUGGUUGAAAAAAGCAUCGCAUGCUCCUUUAUGAAUGAUGAAAGGCUUAAACUUCAGUAAAUUUUAUGUAAACUAAUCACUCAAACGUAAUUUUAAGGGAGUUCAAUGUUUAGUAUAAAAAAGUUGAAUUUGAUAUUAAGUGUAAAGCGAUAAAACUAAACUAAAUUUUAAGUUAAGCUAAGUGGUGCAUCGUUACCAAUGAUUAUAAUCGAUUCGAAAAACUAACCGAUUACGGUGGAUUAUAAUCAACAUGAUUUGAUUUAAGGCGAUUCUUAUCCUAGUAAUUAAAAUCAAUUCAAAAAUCUAAUCGAUUGCGGUAGAUUAUAGUCAACAUGACUUGGUCUGAGGCGAUUCUUAUCCCCAUAAUUAUAAUCGAUUCGAUAAUCUAGCCGAUUUCCAUGGAUUAUAAUCAGUAUACAUUGAUUCUAGACAAUUCUUAUUCCAGUAGUUAUAAUCGAUUCGAAAACUUAGGUGAUUGCGAUGGAUUAAAAUCAAUAUUUCUUUAUUUAAAUCGAAAAAAAAUCAUCAACUAUCGAUGAAAAUUGAUUACUGCUGAAAAUUGAUUUUAAUUGAUUAAUAAAAAAUCAAAAACAAUCGAUUAUACUCGUUGUACAUCGAUUUUAAUCGAUUCCAAUGAAGAAAACGAUUAUAAUCGGUUAAAAACUAAUGAUUUGGAAUCAGUUAUGCGAAAAAACCGAUUAUAAUCUUUCAUUUAAUCAGAAAACAUCAAAAUCACUUGAUUUUCAUCAAUUAAUUACUGCUGAAAUCGAUUAAAAUCAUACAUCUGCUGAUUUUUCGGCUUAUUUUUUUUACAUGGGUCACACCCACACCCACACCCUCCGAAGCAGAUCGUGAUUUUUUUUUGAUGGUCGUGCUAUCCUUGAGCGUGAACGAAGUCGAGGUGGUUGCCGUUGUUCUUGAACAGCUAGUGACGUUCUCAUAUCAUUCUUCAACCGUAAUAAAGAAGCUUCUGAAAUUCCCAACAUAGCCACAAGUCGACCAUUGCAAUUGUUAAGAGGAAUCAAUGGCCCAUUUUUUUUUCUUUUUCAACAAAUGUAAUCACACGAAAUAAAACUUCCUUUAGAUCAGCUGAGAAAUGAGAACCGUGUGGCAUUACAGCAGUAUGUGAUAAAAUGUGGUGGAUGAAAGAAUUGUUUGGUCACGUGCAGAGUAUACGUAUAAAGAUAAGUGUAACAUAAUGCUGGGCAUUAAUUCGUUAUUCAGAGCAACAAAUAAGACGAAAGCGAGGACGUCCAUUCUCAAUAAAGAUAUAUAUUGAAAUAAAAAAACUAUUUCUUUGCGUCCUCUAUGCCAGUUAGUCCAAUUUAUGUUAUAUAUUUCGUGGGAAAAAUGAACGUAUGUCUGUGUAUAUGUAUAAUUCUUGGCACAUAAUGUGCCUGUAGAAUAUUGCAACAGUACGUUUAGUUCUAUUGAACUAUGUAUCUCGAUAUAAAAACAUCAUUACAAAAUGGAAAUAAUCAUGCGACUUCAAUAUGCCGAAAAUUUAGACAUAUUUUUAGAAUUCAAGGAUUAUUUAUUUGCUUCUCAUAUCUUGUAUUUUUUAUAAUUAUUUUUCCAAUGAAGUUUUUUUAAAACGCAUUUGUGAACUGCAAUAUACGUGAUAUUUCGUCGACUAAAGAAUUCCUUUAGUGGGAUCUGUAAUCUCUAGAUACAUCCUAAGUGACUAUGUGAUAAUAAUUGUUUUCAAUUCAGAGUGAUAUUCUUUAUUAUAGAGCAUCAGAAAUUCGAUGUCGCUUGAUAACGAUAAGAAAAUGAGAAGCUAACUGUUUGAAUUUUUAUAUAGGAGUGUAGAUUUGACAUUCCUCUAUCUAAUGAGAAUAUCAAAAUAAAAAUACAUUGUAUUGGCAUGCCAUUUGUAUGUCUUCUCAGAAAAGAUUUCCAGAAACGACAGUGUCCAAAACAAUUUGGUCCGAAACAAUAUCGAGAUAAAGUAUGUCCCCUAGUCUCCUCUUUCGAUUGGUGAAAACUGCAGAUCGUUAGCUCUUGCCGUUGUCGAGUUAUUCAAUUUACACCAACCCCUCUUUAAUUCUGGCGCCGACAUUAGUCAUUUAGGUCCACGACGUGGUUGUAUGGGUUGUUUUACGGAAUCUGAUGUAUCUAAUAUGGAUGAGUCACCGUUAAAUUUAUGGGGCGAUCACUCCAAACGUUGUAUUAAUGAUGUCAACUCCAAAAAUGAAAUUGAGGGUCACCUUGAUGAUAAACGUUUUGCAACAGUAAUUUUAUGUGUAUUUCCAGAAGGUAAUCAUCGAAUCAAACCUGUUCUUUUAUUUAAAGGUACAGAGGAAGUUGCUGUCAAAGAAGAACAACAUUAUUCGUCACAUGUCAAAGUAUUUUUUUACUCCUAA
Messenger RNA from Rotaria sp. Silwood1, 4463 nucleotides. The record is from the annotation of a GenBank genome assembly. NCBI's taxonomy places the organism in Eukaryota, Metazoa, Rotifera, Eurotatoria, Philodinida, Philodinidae.